GAGUGGCGCGUGCUCCAGGGCACCCACAACGCUCUCUGCAGCCGCGCCUCCUCUCCCCGGGGCCUCCUCCUCCUCCACAAGCGGGUGAGGACACGUCAGGGGACAUAAAUAAAUAAAUAACUCCAUUCACCACCCAGUGACAGCGAGGCGAAUCGGCUGCAGCUAGGGGUGAACGCAGAGCUGCAGCGCCCACCCUGUGCCGGAGACCAGAUAAUCGAGAGUUUGUUACACCUCUCUUCCAUUGUAUUGCCUUCAAAUAUCACACUUCAAGGACUAGUGACUGGACUUAAUAAUUUCACAUAUAAUCCAAAGAAGUCUGUUCCAGUGAGCAUCUGUCAACAGGUUACUUGAAUUUCAAAUAGAAGAGCAGAAAUGCCACCACCAGCAAGUGCCCCACUAUAUCCACCUCCUGAUGGAGGAUGGGGCUGGGUAGUGGUUGGAGCAUCUUUUAUCUCAAUUGGAUUUUCAUAUGCAUUCCCCAAAGCUGUCACAGUAUUCUUCAAAGAAAUUCAGCAAAUAUUCAAUGCUACCUACAGUGAAAUAGCAUGGAUAUCAUCCAUUAUGCUGGCUGUGAUGUACGCAGGAGGUCCCAUAAGUAGUGUUUUGGUGAAUAAAUAUGGUAGCCGGCCAGUGGUACUAGUAGGAGGCUUGUUAUGCUGUCUGGGAAUGGUCACAGCGUCUUUUAGUACCAGCGUAAUAGAGCUUUACCUCACUGUCGGAUUCGUUGGAGGUUUAGGUCUAGCCUUCAACCUGCAACCUGCCUUGACAAUCCUUGGCAAAUACUUCUAUAAGAAACGACCCGUGGCGAAUGGACUCGCCAUGGCAGGAAGUCCUGUUUUCUUAAGUACCUUAGCUCCUUUCAAUCAGUUCCUUCUUAAUACUUACGGCUGGAAAGGAAGCUUCUUGAUUUUGGGAGGUAUAUUUUUGAACGCCUGUGUGGCUGGGUCCCUCAUGAGACCCGUUGAACCCAAACAAACUAGUAAGUCUAAAACUAAGGUUUGCGUAAGAGCAGAUGAUUCAAGUGUGAAGAAGAGCCACAUGAAGAAAUCAACAUGGGAAAGAAUUAAUGAGUAUUUAGAUUUUUCCCUCUUCACGCAUAGAGGAUUUUUGAUAUACUUAUCUGGAAAUGUCAUUAUGUUUCUAGGAUUUUUUGCUCCCGUUAUAUUCUUGGCUCCAUAUGCUAAAGACAGAGGAAUUGAUGAGUAUUCUGCAGCCUUCUUGCUGUCUGUGAUGGCUUUCGUUGAUAUGUUUGCUAGGCCUUCCGUAGGGUUAAUUGCAAACUCCAAACUUGUUCGACCCCGAAUCCAGUACUUCUUCAGUUUUGCAAUUAUGUUCAAUGGACUGUGUCAUCUUCUAUGCCCACUGGCAGAGGACUACACAAGCCUGGUGCUUUAUGCUGUAUUUUUUGGCCUUGGAUUUGGGAGUGUUAGCAGUAUCCUCUUUGAAACUCUCAUGGACCUUGUUGGUCCUCAAAGGUUUUCCAGUGCUGUGGGACUCACCACAGUCGUGGAGUGUUGCCCAGUUCUUCUUGGCCCUCCUCUUGCUGGUAAAUUGGUGGAUGAAACUGGAGAAUAUAAAUACAUGUAUAUAGCCUGUGGAGCUAUUGUGGUCCUAGCAAGUGUGUGGCUGCUCAUUGGCAAUACUAUAAACUACAGAUUGCUUGCAAAGGAAAAGAAGUUGGAAGAAGAAAAGAAGAAAACGCAUAAACUUGAAUCUGGAGAAUCUGAACCCUUGAGCAAGUCUAACCAAUAUGAUGCUAAAGUCCAAAGCAUGAGAACAGGGAGUAAUCCCUCAGAAAGAGAAACUAAUAUAUAACAAGAAUCACACCUCUGAUUUCAGUGUUUAUGAUUUUCUUAGGAGUAUUUUUUCCCCCAAAAUAUCUGAAAGGUUCUUAGUUGAAAUAAGGCAUCAUAAUUAAGGAUGGAGAUGAGAUUUUCCUCAAUGGAUAAUUUUAAAUGUUUCAUUUUUAAAAUUAAUUUGGGCAGUAAAAUUUUGAGAUUAUGUACAUAUAAAAAUCAAUGUAACCGAUUUGUUUCCAUACAUAACUCUGGUUGUGGUCGUUAAAAUAAUUUUAAAGUCUAUGGUUUAAAGUCUUGGUUAUAGAGAUCUGAAUUCCAAAAUCCUGGUUUAAGUAGUUAGAAGGACUAUGUUUAAUCCUAUAAGAAUGCCCUCUCCACAUUUCAUUUUUUAUUUGAUAUUAAAGUGUGAGAUGGAAUUAAGGGAAAAUGAAUUUUACACACACCCAUGUGCGCAUAGACUAUCUGGAGAACAACAGACAUAUAAGUUAAAAAAAAGUAUUGUCACCGUACUACUUUUAUUUUUUAAC
Messenger RNA from Rhinolophus ferrumequinum (greater horseshoe bat), 2326 nucleotides. It is a transcript of the gene SLC16A7, whose product is annotated as solute carrier family 16 member 7. The transcript is spliced from 6 exons. Lineage: Eukaryota; Metazoa; Chordata; Mammalia; Chiroptera; Rhinolophidae. Gene Ontology annotation, cellular component: membrane. The record is from RefSeq and is a predicted model, not a curated record. Bases 373 to 1815 code for a protein of 480 amino acids. Gene Ontology annotation, molecular function: monocarboxylic acid transmembrane transporter activity. Gene Ontology annotation, biological process: monocarboxylic acid transport; transmembrane transport.